UUUGAAUCGUUUUGUGUAUCGGCCGAAUCAUGAUCAUUUUGUCAUAAAUUGUUUAUUGGAAUUGUAUAAAAUUCAUGUGGAAUCCUUCCAAUGAGGUUAACUAUUGUUACGUAAAAUGUUGUUAAAGUGCAAUCUGGAAGACGUUCCAAGGAUGCAACGUAUUGGUUCUUACGACAGGGUGGAGAAAAUUGGUGAAGGAACAUACGGGGUAGUUUACAAAGCGAAGGACAUUCACAGUCAGAAAUAUGUUGCCCUCAAACGAAUUCGUCUGGACAGCGAAUCCGAGGGGGUUCCGUCGACAGCAAUACGGGAGAUUUCGUUGCUGAAAGACCUGAAGUAUCACACGAUUGUAGAACUCUUCGACGUGGCUGUCAUCGAUACAAGCAUUUACAUGAUAUUUGAAUAUUUGGAUAUGGAUCUUAAGAAAAUGCUAGAUCGCCACAAAAACUGCUUUACACCGAUGUUGGUCAAAAGCUACAUGCAUCAAAUGUUGGAUGCAAUUGCUUUCUGUCAUCUCAAUCGUAUACUGCACCGGGAUCUCAAACCGCAGAAUUUGCUAGUCGACCGCGAGGGCCACCUUAAACUAGCAGACUUUGGGCUGGCACGCGCUGUAAACUUACCGAUGCAAAUCUACACACACGAAGUUAUCACACUGUGGUAUCGUGCUCCUGAAAUACUGCUCGGUACCAAAUUUUACUGCAUCGGUGUCGACACUUGGAGUUUGGGAUGCAUCUUUGCCGAAAUGAUUCUUAAGCGUCCACUUUUUCCUGGAGACAGUGAGAUUGACCAACUCUAUAAAAUUUUCCGCCAAAUGGGAACACCAAACGAGCACAGCUGGCCUGGCGUUUCGAAGCUGGCAGACUAUAAACAAUCAUUUCCGCACUGGGAACAGCAACCCCUACCGACGGAAUUGCAGCAUGACUUUGAGGCGAAUACCCUAUUCUGUGAGUUGAUGGUUUAUGACCCAGCGAGACGCCUAUCACCGAAGAAUGCCAUGAGCCACCCGUAUUUUGAUAAUGUUGGUCUCGUCCGACCCGAAAUGUAAUGUUUCAUGGUUUCGCCGAAAACCGGUGCUCAAAUGUCAUAUACAAAGUGGGCCAUAUUUUUCGAUCUCGAUACAUAUGUGUUUUGUUCAACACACGCGUGUAUGACAUGUUCAAUUUAAGAUUUCAUCUUCGAAACAAUUUGCUGUUCAUUAGAAAAACAUGUAACCACAAAUUCAACUUAUUUACUUGGCUGCCAUUGACCAUUGGCCAUUGAGUUGCAUGUUUAUUUUCCAAUCUAAUGUAUCGUAAACAGGCUGUUCCGCCUGGAACUAUUCUAAACAUAUGGGAAGCAACUGGAGCAUCCGUUAAUUAUGGUGCAUUUCAUAGUAAAUAACAUAAAACAUAUUUUAUUAACACCCCAUCAACACUGUUUCUAAGCUUGCUCAAAUUUCGUAAUAAACUCAAACAGCCGUUAA
This is a messenger RNA of Anopheles coustani, 1462 nucleotides long. RefSeq names its product cyclin-dependent kinase 2 (gene Cdk2). The transcript has 2 exons. Gene Ontology annotation, molecular function: ATP binding; cyclin binding; cyclin-dependent protein serine/threonine kinase activity. Gene Ontology annotation, biological process: regulation of gene expression; signal transduction; G1/S transition of mitotic cell cycle. The record is from RefSeq and is a predicted model, not a curated record. The coding region runs from base 116 to 1045 and encodes 309 amino acids. Lineage: Eukaryota; Metazoa; Arthropoda; Insecta; Diptera; Culicidae. Gene Ontology annotation, cellular component: cyclin-dependent protein kinase holoenzyme complex; cytoplasm; nucleus.